CAGUCGGAGAGGAGAGGAGAACUAAUUUGUGUGCUUUAAUUAAUUUCUCAUUAAAGAAAGAGCGGUUGCGGGUGAGAAUGGUGAAGCAGACCAUACAGAUAUUUGCUCGCGUUAAACCGACAAACAAAACAACUGCGGUGUACUCUGUGGAUAAUGAGGAGCAGAACGGAGGCAGCUUGGAGUUCGUAGUUCCAAGAGAUCUUGCAGAUGGCUUCAUCAAUAACAAGAGGGAGAGCUACAGAUUCAGGUUUCAGAACGUUUUUGAUCAAACAUCCAAGCAAGAGGAAAUCUUUGAGGCAAUUGCAAAGCCUGUGGCUGAUACUGUGCUGGCAGGGUACAAUGGUACAAUCUUCGCCUAUGGACAGACUGGCAGUGGAAAGACGUUCACCAUCACGGGUGGAGCUGAGCGCUACAGUGACCGUGGAAUCAUCCCCAGAACUCUGUCUUACCUGUACCAGCAUUUCAGCCAGGACUGCAGCAUGGUGUAUACCACACACAUAUCCUACCUGGAGAUCUACAAUGAGGUGGGAUACGACCUUCUGGAUCCACGACACGAAGCAUCCAAUCUGGAGGACUUACCGAAGGUGACGAUAAUGGAAGAUCCUGAGCAGAACAUUCACCUCAAGAAUCUGUCAUUACAACCAUCAGCCAAUGAAGAAGAGGCUCUAAAUCUGCUUUUCCUGGGCGACACCAAUCGCAUGAUUGCAGAGACCCCAAUGAAUCAGGCCUCCACACGCUCUCACUGCAUCUUCACCAUUCACGUGUGCAGCCGUGAGCCAGGAUCAGCCACGUUACGACGCUCCAAGCUGCACCUGGUGGACCUGGCCGGCUCCGAGAGGGUGGGAAAGACCGGUGUGGGAGGCCAGAUUCUCACUGAGGCCAAGUACAUCAACCUGUCUCUACACUACCUUGAGCAGGUCAUCACAGCUCUGUCAGAGAAGAAUCGCUCACACAUUCCUUACCGAAACUCCAUGAUGACCUCUGUGCUCAGAGACAGCUUGGGGGGCAACUGCAUGACCACGAUGAUCGCCAUGGUGUCAGUGGACAAGAGGAAUGUUGAUGAGUCAAUCUCUACCUGCCGUUUUGCCCAGCGAGUGGCCAUGAUAAAAAACGAAGCUCUCCUCAACGAGGAGCUGGACCCAUCGCUGAUGAUCAUUCGUUUGAAGAAGGAAAUCCAGUGCUUAAAAGAGGAGCUAGCUUUGGUGACUGGAGAGCAAAGAAGUGAUCAGCUGACUCAAGAAGAGAUCCAGAGGAUUGAAGACCAGCUUAAGGUGUUUCUCGAUGACCCUGACCCGGAAAUGACUCUGGAACUAGGACCAGAUACGAGAAAAAUCCAGCACUGCUUUUGUUUCUUAAAGGCGAGGCUGCGGGAGAAACCGAAUACUCCAAACGGAGCUGGUGAUAUUAGUCCUCUCCCAUCGUCAAGCAUCACAGACAAGCCAGACAGCCCAGCCAAUAGAGAGCUGCUCAAACUGAAGGACAUGCUAACCCAGCGUGACAACGAGAUCAGUAUUCUAGUGAGCAUGCUGAAGAAAGAGAAGCGGAAGGUUCAAGAAGCCAACAGUCAAUUAGCAAAAUUCAGCGGCUCCCAAAGCUCACUCCGAUCACCAUCCUCUAGCACUCAUGCUGAGAAAAGCUUAAAGCAUGAAGCUUCAGAGGACUCCGUACAUGCCGGACGUGUCAAGUGCAAGCAAAAAGGAGCAGAGCUGUCUAUGGGACGACAGGAGGCAUUUGAAAUAUUUAGGACCGAGCAUGAGGAUAAUAUAACUAUUGAAGACAACAAGGUCAUACUGAAACAGAGGUUUGCAGAGGCUAAAGAACUGGGUGAGCAGGUUAACCAGGCCAGGAGCAGAGUCAAUGAGCUGAAGAAGCAGUUGGAGAGUAGAAGGAUGCAGAUGGCAGCACAGGGUGUAAUGGGGAAUCAGCCAAAUCCAGAAUCGGAUCCUGUAGAGGAGAGACUCCGGAACCAGAUUGAAGAGGAGAAGAAAAGAUAUAAGAGCACUUUUGAACGUUUAAAAGGCUUGAAGACAGAGAUUGAACAUCUACAGCACCUGCUUCAGAGGUCAAAGGUCAAACUGCAGAAGGACUUCGAGGACUGGUGGACUCAGGAGGCAGCAAGGCUACAGCAGAAUCAAUCCUCAGAGAGCACAAGAGCAGGGCGGAACCAGGACAACUCUCACUGCACUCCUUCAUCCAGUUCACUGCAUGAUCACCAGUUCGAUAACCAAGAAAGAGCACAAAGACACCAGCCUACUCCACCAACAAGAGAACUCAGAUCCUUGUCCUCUGCUGGCCUUGCCUCAACAUCUAUCCCACUGACUGGAGACCAACAGACUGACGCAGAUAUAUUGGCCUUCAUCAAAGCCAGACAAAAUCUGCUCACCAGAACAGGUUCUUCUAAAUUAAGGACAAGAACAGCUUUAGACCACACCUGAUUUGUUAGCUGAGAUUCAGAUGCUUCUUCAUUACUAGAGGUCAGCUCUACAUCACUCAUGAGCUACAAUGGAAAUAACAAGAGAGGAAUGAUUUUGAAAAGUAGCAUGACGCUUCAAAGUGCUCUCAAUGAAGAGCCAUGCAUUUAAAUUAGCACUGUGUGAUGAGCAUCUUCUUGCAAGCCCAUUUCCAACUUUUUUCACGUGCUUCCAGCUGACAGAAAGCGAAAAGCAGAAUGGGAUCGCUAGGAAAUCUAAAUAGAGGAUACACAAGGAUGCUAAGAGAGCUAGAUAAAAGCCUCUUAGAAAAUGAAGUGCAACCAGUUCAUCAACUUCAUGGAAUAAGUAGGAAUUAUAAUACUGUUAUAAUGUAACUGUUUAGUUUCAGUACAUAUACUUUUUUUUUUUUUUUUACCAGGUCAGUGAACUGGUGUUAAAUUGGCAAGGGUAUACAUUGAUUUCUAAUGCUACUGGUCUACGUAUAAACCAACUGAGAUGCACCAGAUAAUGUGAAGAUAAAUAAAUGUUUAAACAAGAAGCUAUACCUGUUGAGAGGUAGCAGGGUCUUCACUGAUCCUCUUGUCCUCCUUAAACGGUAUCUGUAACAAAAUUGCAUGUAUAUACAAACUUCAGACUUUUUUUUGUUUUGUUACUAUGAUUAAAAAAAAAGAAAAAAAAAAUGUAGUUGGAAAUGAACGGAUUUCAAUGUGAAGUUUAAUAUAUGUAGAAUUCUGUGAUCUAUAAGGAAAACUGUGUUAAUUGAAUCAGGGACCCCGGAGCAACGAGGCAGCAACACUACAGACUGCAACACAGCGUGUUGAUUCAGCAAUAUAAAUAGGUUUGAUCAUUAAGAGACUUAAC
Molecule: messenger RNA, 3293 nt
Organism: Ictalurus furcatus (blue catfish)
Lineage: Eukaryota; Metazoa; Chordata; Actinopteri; Siluriformes; Ictaluridae
Gene: kif6
Product: kinesin family member 6
Exons: 22
Coding region: 78-2435 (785 amino acids)
Biological process (GO): mitotic spindle organization; microtubule-based movement
Molecular function (GO): microtubule motor activity; microtubule binding; ATP binding
Source: RefSeq, a predicted model, not a curated record